Molecule: messenger RNA, 501 nt
Organism: Penaeus indicus
Lineage: Eukaryota; Metazoa; Arthropoda; Malacostraca; Decapoda; Penaeidae
Exons: 3
Coding region: 1-501 (166 amino acids)
Source: RefSeq, a predicted model, not a curated record
AUGGGAGCGAGAGACCCCUUCCGCCCUCGCCUGCACGCUGUUGGGACUGCCCUGGUCGGCGUUCGAGCGGCACGGGCGACGGAGGGCCGAAGGGGUGCCUUGUGGACAAGCACCAUCGCCAUCACCUUUUUUCAACUCCGCGUCUCACCCAAGGCCUCCCUCCCUCCCUCCCUCAGGCCAGGCGGGGACUGCGUGGAGGGCCUACUGCCGGCGGUGUACGAGGCAGCCCUUGUGCACUCGGAGACUCACCACCACAACCCUCACCACCUUCCGCCGGACCAAAGCACGUCUGCCAUCAUCUACGUGUCGAUCGUGGUGGUGUUCUACGUGGUGAUCAUCGCAGUGCUGGUUGGGACGACCCUCCGGCGGCGCGGCCAGGUCCUGGAGGAGGCUGAGGAGACGCGUCACCUCCUCAUCUACGACGAGAAGACCGACAGCGUGACGCCGACCCCGGCCGUCCCGACCUCCAGGAUACACGAGGCAGGACUGCUGACCGUGUGA